Hymenoscyphus albidus is the source of this 3945-nucleotide messenger RNA. The record is from the annotation of a GenBank genome assembly. Lineage: Eukaryota; Fungi; Ascomycota; Leotiomycetes; Helotiales; Helotiaceae.
AUGUUCCGACGAAACAGCUCUACCCGGCUCGGUCGAAGCAAAUCCACAUCCUCAGUUCAUAGCAAGCAUGAAUCCAUCGACCCCGAGGUUGCUCGUCAACACGCCCACGCCGCAGCAACGUUAGCUUUUGCUCGAGCACAGGAAAGAACCAACGCUGAUUUAUGCUACAGCCGCGGACAACAAACACCGAGGGUUCAGACAUCCAAUUAUGAGAGACAGUCUUCUUCGCAACCCAUCGAUUCCUCCUUUACCGGUGAACAUGUCGUUAAGCGACAGCAGAGUGUUCGCUUCGCUGGGCCUAAUGCCGUUCAGAGACGUCAAUCGACGAAUAACAGACAUACCAUACAACCCAAAGCUAGUACCGCGACACUGAAACCCGUUGCCUUCACCACGAGUGCUCCUGUACCUGCAGCAUAUCGUCCUCCAAGUCGCUCAUCGUCGAUUGGCAAAGCUUCAUUUGGGAAAGCUACGGCGGCGACAGAGUUCAAUAAGGCAUUGGCUGCAUACGAUGAAUAUUACGCACGCGAACCUGAAGUUCCCUCGACCCCUUCUUCAUAUCGUCGACUUCGCAAGUCGAAAUCUAUGUUUAGUCCUCUCAAAGCUCCGAGUGUUUUUUACAGCAAUGGAACACCUGAGCGGGAAACAACUUCUCGUCUUGGACGACAAAAUAGUACUACCAGUUCUCGAACCACUCGAACCGCUCGAGCCCUGCCUUAUCAAGCUGCAUUGAGAGCCCCGAAAUCAAUGAGCUUUCUACGUGGCGGUAGAGACGGUGGCUUUACUCAUAGAACCGACGAGGGCGUUCAGAUGGCCCGUGAUCGCUUCUUUCAACAUGCUGCCCAACAACGACUCCGAGAACAACCCUCCUUCCUCUUCCGAUCAAGAACUCAAAAGAACAUUGAUCAGAAACCGUUCAGAAGAUCUGUCCGUAGCGGCAGUGGAAAUAGUGAUCCAUUACCAACACCUCUACCCGAAGAUGAAACUACCCCCAGCUCUCCGGUCAACUUCAAGUUGAGAGAAAAAGCUCGGAAAGCCUCCAAAACCAUCAAAUUCAAACUCAAACGUGUCUUUGGCUUCAUCAAAGAAGAACCCAUCGCUAUCCCCAACCAACAGGUUGAAGCUCACGAAACCCAUGUUCGACAAUAUUCUUGCCCUCCAAAUGAAGAUGCCUUUAACGAUAUCCCUUAUCCAGACGAUGAAUCACUAUCUCGCGUCGCAUCUCGCGUACCUUCUAUACGUAUCCAACCCUCCAAAGAGAAAUUACGAUCGCAUGCAGGAAGUCUUCGUAGUGCAAGGAGCUUCACAACAGACCUUAGCGAUGAUAACUCCAACUCCCGCGUCACCAGCUGGACAAGUACAGCAGCCAAUACGGUCACCAGUCAAGCCGCACGUGCUCUUUCCGAAAGAGAACAACAACGCCUUUCUAUCAUCAAUGAGAAUGGCACUCAUAUAUCCUCCUCAUCAUUCCGACGAAAACGUCUCACGAAUCAAUUCUCGGCUUAUCCAUUAGUCCGACCACCUAGCCGAGACGGCCCAGCUCCCACUCAGGGGGUGGAUAGCGCUCGCGUAUACUCGGCUCUCAUGAAACGACUCGAUGAAAAUGGUCCCCACCACAAACCUGCUCACAAAGCGAGCGAAGAAACACUUCGAACUCCAAGACGAAGCGCAUCUAUUAAUAAUGGGAAAGAAAACCAGAAAUACUCCACCAUCCGACAUGUUCCUUCCGAGGAGGGUCACUCUCAUCAAUGGGUCAAAACAGAUUCCGUUCAUGCUGCCAGAGCGGAAGAUCUCUUUGGCUUUACAGGUACACAUACCCAUCAAUGGGCUCCAGCUGAUGUUCUUCGUGAGGCGAGGAUGAGGAGUGAGGACGAUGAUGUGUUUUUUGAUAAAUCGACCAUUACGCCCGCUCACCGAGCACCGCAACAUCAUAGAGCAUAUUCCAAUGCGUCGACAUCGGUGGUUUCUAUUCAACAACCUAGCAAUAAAACAUCCUUCUAUACCGUUCCUGAAGAAGUUGGCAGAACGCCUCAAGAAAUCGCCAUCAGUAAUGAACCCGUCGUUAUUGAACCGCCAAAGAAGGGUCUUCGAGAGUCGAGAAGUACCUUCUUUGGGGGAAGUACCUUGACCGGAAGUCGAACCACAAGUCCUUUCCGCAAAUCUUUAGCCGAAAUCAAAGAUGGCACCCCAGCGAUGAAGAAAGAUCCAAAUGCAACUCCAAGUCGGAAAUCCAUGUUCCUUGCUGUUGAUGGUGGGUUCUCAUCAGAGGAGGUGGUGGAUGACAAGACCGAUAGCGUAUCCUUGUACUCGAGGACUACCAGUGGACAGACGCUUGCUGCGAAUAGCGCGCUGAGUUUGUUAAUUGAUCAACAUGAACAGCGGGAAACGGAACAGCAGCUUGACACUUCAAAGUUAUCGCAGGAGAGUAGUAAGGGCGAUGUCGUGAUUAUUGACCGCUCGACCUAUCGCUCGCUGAAUCGACGGACCGGUGGUGGCAGUUGUCAUAGUGUUUCCAGCUCCGCGGGCAGUAAUGAGUGGAAGCGGUGGAUGAGUUGUGAGGUUGCGAAGUUAGAAAGGGGGAAAGAAAAUCAUCGGGCUCCUGCUCCCCCUUUUUCGACGACGGGGUAUGGCAAUAGCACUACCGCGACGAAUGCCAAUGCAAAGCCGUAUAUCAAUUACACCAUCCCGAAAGCUUACCAACCGACCACGGUGGUGGGACAUCUCAGGGAAAGCGCACAGAUUGACGAUGAGGACGUGGAGAUUGCGCCGAGUGGGAAGAUUGGUGUGAGGUUGCCGGUCGGGAUGGUCUAUCCUCCUCUAAACCAGAACCAGAAUCAAGAUGGAAAUGUCACACGACCGUUCCUCAAGCCUAUUUUGAAGAAUAAGAGCUCGGUUUCUUUGGUUGAGACCAGUGGAAAUGCUUCGGGGUACGCGAUUGCGAGGGGGAAUACCCCGUUGUCUUGUGGGAAUACACCGCUUGUGAGGGAGAAUGGUAGUGGUAUUAGAGAUGUGACUGCGUAUGUUCCUCCACCCCCGCCGAUACCUCCUCCUAUCCCUGGACGAAACCCUUUGAGGGCUGUGGAGAGUAGGAAUAGUCUCAGGAGUGUGGUGACUGUUACUGGUGUUCCUGCCUCCUCCUUGGGCUCGGGCUUUGCUGGCUUGAUGGGUGCGGGGAUGAGUGCUUUUGGUGGUGCUGGUGCGAGUUCGACUUCGACAACUCAACAGACGAAUUCGAAUACUCUAUCGAAUACGGUAUCUGGUACUGGGAGUGGGAGUGCGUCUGGGAGUAUGGGACGCAGCCACGGCCGGAAUGUCCUCCAUAAGAAACACGUUUCUAAGGCUAGUCUUAGGAGUGUGAGGAGUUUUAAUGGGUCCGAGGCGAAGGUUGUGGAUUGUGGUGUGUCUGGGCAUAUUCCUGUACAAGGACAGAUGCAGAAAGAAAGUCAGACACCGAGGCUUACGGCGAAGUUGGUGAGGAGGAAGAGGUCGGGUCAAGUGAUGGGUGAGAGGGGGAAGAGUUGUGAGCGUGAACGUGAGCGUAGGAGUGAGAGGUCUGGUACGGAUCUUGGUUCUGCGAUUAGUGAAGUUGUUGGUGGUGAGAAGAUCCUUCGAGACCUUGAUUUUGAGAGAGCUGGGGCGGGGAGUCCGUUGGAGGAUUUUUAUGAGGGGGAGGGGAAUGGGAAGGGGAUUUUGAAUCCGAUUGUGGAUCCGAUUCCGAUUCCUCUUUCUUUGAAUGAUCCCUCUGAUGGGAGGGAAGGUGGAAUAGGAGGAGGAGGAGGAGGAUGUGAGGGUAGAAUGGUUGGAGCGGUUGGGGUUGCAGGGGGUAUCGGUGAAAUGAGUGAGAGUGAUGCGCAAGCGAUGGGUAGUCGGAAGAUGGUGGAGUUGUUUUUAAAUACUCGUCGGAAGAGGAUUGCGGGGGGGAGUGAGGAGGGGGGUGUUUUUCUUUAG